AUGGCGCGAAACAAGGCGGAGCGCAGCCUGUCGCCGCCUCUGCCUCCUUCGACGCCGCCUGCGGAAACAGAAACGGUGCUCACGGCUGCGGCGGAGCGGCGGCAGCUUGUGAUACUCAAGCGGUCUAAGUCCUGGCAUAGGUGCCGCGAGGUGGCCGGGGGUGCUGCCGCGAACUGCGCCGCCCUGUGCUGCUGCUGUCCCGCCGUGCUGUUCGACGUCCUCCUCGCGGCGACGGUGCGGGUCCCUGCGGCGCUCUGCCGCCAGGCGCUGAAGGCGCGGGCCAAGCGGAAGGAACAGGCCAAGAGGAGGAAGGAGACGAGCACGGACGGCGGGGGUCCCGAAAAUGCGGAGGUGGAUGCCGAGGUGCCCUUGGCGGCGACGGAGGAGAUGGCGGAGUCGAUCCCGUCGGAGAAGAUUACGGAGGUGGAAAAGGAUAUGUUGGCCCUGUUUUGCAACGCCGGAUUCUGGCGGAGCUCGUCACAGACAGAGGACAACCGCCGGUGA
This is a messenger RNA of Zingiber officinale, 504 nucleotides long. RefSeq lists its product as uncharacterized. Lineage: Eukaryota; Viridiplantae; Streptophyta; Magnoliopsida; Zingiberales; Zingiberaceae. Bases 1 to 504 code for a protein of 167 amino acids. The transcript has a single exon. The record is from RefSeq and is a predicted model, not a curated record.